GCCAUAUUCGCCAUAGAAGCCGAUUCUUCCGGAAGCUCUCUUUCGGACGAUAUACUGUCACGGACCGGAAAACCCAACGGAACUACUCUUGAUGCAAGUAAAAUCUUGCAUGAGGUUUUCAUCUUUCCAGUGUGAUGAUGGCGAGUCCAGAUGAUCUGAAGUUCCAAGAGUUUGAGGAGGCCACAGACCUGCUUUCUGCUGACCCGGGUGCCUCGACCCUCAGUAUGUCGGGGACCAGCAGUACUGCCCCAGCCAGCGCUACAGGGGACAUCAAACUGGACAUGUCUGACAAUGAGGAGGGACAAGAGGAGAGUUCAGAGCUUCUAGGAGGGGAGAAACGAACCAGCGCAUUUUGGACCUUUGAGUAUUACCAGUCGUUCUUCAAUGUGGAUACAAUGCAGGUGCUGGACAGGGUGAAGGGGUCAGUGAUGCCUUUACCAGGGCGGAACUUCAUCAGACAUACCCUUCGAUCAAGUCCGGAUUUGUAUGGUCCCUUUUGGAUCUGUGUGACGCUAGUUUUCUCUGUGGCCAUCAGUGGGAACCUGUCCACAUUCCUCAGAUCCAUGGGUGACAGUCAGUAUCACUACAGACCCCAGUUCCACAGAGUGAUGAUAGCUGCAGUAGUGAUCUUCAUGUAUGCCUGGCUGGUACCCCUGGGUGUUUGGGGUUUCCUGACCUGGCGGCAGAGGGAGGAGAGGCAGCAGAGUGGUUACUCUUUCCUGGAGACGGUGUGUGUCUAUGGCUACUCCCUCUUCAUCUACAUCCCCACCUCGGUGUUGUGGAUUCUACCAUUUGAGUGGCUCCAGUGGCUGCUCAUUGUGGUUGCCAUGGUGAUAUCUGGAUCUGUCCUGGUGCUCACCUUCUGGCCUGUCGUCCGGGAUGACACCAAGGUGACAGCUUUUGGCACCGUGGCAACGAUCCUUGUUCUACAUGCGCUGCUAGCCAUCGGCUGUAAGAUGUACUUCUUCCAGACAGCGACUCACACAAUAACACCAGAACCUGUUCCUACACGCUCCCUCAACCACACAACAGUGAUUCUGACCACCAAGAGCCACUGACCAAGAGGAAUCCGGGGGUGGUGAUUUAUUGUCCGCUCAAAGGACCUGUUCCAUAAUCAUGUUUUGUGACCUCUGGUGCAUCUGGAAGGAUUGGAUUAAAGGUAUAGGUUAGGUCGAUUGCCACCAUGUUUCAUUUCUUAAUCACUCUUUACUUAAUAUAAAGUCAACUCAUUGAGUUCCUAACUCUAACCGAUCCAGUUCUUUCAGAUGGUUGGGUCUAAAUAAGGGCAAUGGAAUGAAAUGGGACCUGCAUACUUAAAUGCAUUAACCAAUAUGAUACGGUCCAUGAUGGACUGAGUCAUGAAGUUGUGUGGGAGCUGCUGUAUGGGCAAGCUUGACCUUAGUGCAUUACGGACUUAACGUGCCCAUCACCCAAUUGAAAUUGAUGUGCAUUAAAUUUCAGACUAUGGGGUGAGGAAAGAGGCCGGUAGGAGCCAUCUAGAAAUGGUGGGUUGAAUUAUUGCUUUGGGGGAAAGGACAUAUUCUUGCUUAAUUUAUGCUAUUGUUCUGCUGUAGACUCAGCAAUUGUAAAUUGCAAUAAAUCAAGAUUUAUAUCAUGGAGACACUGGCUGCACCGUGACUUCAUCUCCAUCUGCACUGAAAAGCUGGAGGUAAUAGUGUAAGCAUGAGAAUUCUUCUCCAACCGAUUCAGAUGUCAUGCAAGUGCAGAUUAAGGAAAGGACUGGCAGUUAUUUUAGACUUGUUGGCUGCAGUCUGAUAGCUGCACCCACAUGGAAGGGAAAUCCUGGUUGAAUGUUAACUAAUGGGGUACUUACCUUGUGACACUUUGAACCAACAAGUAUGUUGCUACUUGGUUGGAACCAAGGUCUUCUACAUCCACGCUACGCGGGCAAGAUUGUCCACCCCAAAACUAAUAUCCGACUCAAAUUAGUUGUUCCUAAAAUGUAAACCAUAUGACCUGAAAGGUGUAGUUCGCUGAUCUCCACGAUAACGUAAUGACAUUUUUCUUAUUGUAGAUAGACUUGUAAAAUGUUGUCCAUAUAUUUAUUACUUUAUAUUUUGCCUUUCUCCUCUUAUGUUGACUUUUUGUAUUUGUGAAUAAAUUAAUUUCUGUCCAGUC
Molecule: messenger RNA, 2139 nt
Organism: Esox lucius (northern pike)
Lineage: Eukaryota; Metazoa; Chordata; Actinopteri; Esociformes; Esocidae
Gene: yipf2
Product: Yip1 domain family, member 2
Exons: 9
Coding region: 135-1058 (307 amino acids)
Biological process (GO): vesicle-mediated transport
Cellular component (GO): Golgi apparatus; membrane
Molecular function (GO): small GTPase binding
Source: RefSeq, a predicted model, not a curated record